AUGUCAGAAGUUCAGUCUUCAUUUCAACAAGCUCUUAUUGGCAACAGAAAUAUGGAAGAUACAAACAAAUUUUUAACCAAAUUUAGAGGAUGUUAUUUUGCAAAUACUCAACUUAAUCUUGAAAAUUUAGAAAAUUUAGAUGAUUUUGAAAUCAGAGAUGAUGAUGUCUUCAUAAUCACAUACCCCAAAUCUGGUACUGUCUGGUUUCAGCAGAUAUUAUGCUCGAUUUAUUUUGAAGAACAUCGCAAAGGCAUUGGGGAUCUGGAAACAGUUGAACGCAUCCCGUUUAUUGAGUACGCCCCUCAAAAAGUGGAUUUUGCUGAAAAGCCAUCUCCUCGUCUCUUCGUUACCCACAUCCCAUACUACUUGGCUCCCAGGGGGCUAAAGAACAAAAAAGCCAAAGUUAUUUACAUAUACAGAAACCCUAAGGAUGUUAUGUGCUCAUUUUUUCACUUUUUAAAGAAACUGACAGCAUCCACUACAGAUAACUUUGUGGAAUUCAUGAAAGUAUUUCUAGAAGGAGAAGUGGUAGGAAGUCUUUGGUUUGACCACAUCAAAGGUUGGUAUGAGCACAAAAGCCUGUUCAACAUUCAGUUCUUGAUGUAUGAGGAGAUGAAGAAGGACCUCAGAGGCUCUGUGUUAAAAGUAUGCAAAUUUUUGGGGAAAGAAUUGAGUGAAGAGGACGUGGAUGCUGUUGUGAGACAGGCCACGUUUGAAAACAUGAAGAAUGACCCACGAGCCAAUUAUGACAAUAAACUCAAGGCCCAUUUUGGGAUACAAAAAAAAGGUCAUUUCCUUCGCAAAGGUACCACUGGAGACUGGAAAAAAAUCAGAUGA
Puma concolor (puma) is the source of this 837-nucleotide messenger RNA. The record is from RefSeq and is a predicted model, not a curated record. Lineage: Eukaryota; Metazoa; Chordata; Mammalia; Carnivora; Felidae.